AAAAAAAAAAAAAAAAAAGGAACACUGUACCAACAGCAGGAAGGAAGAGAGGUGCAGGAGCACAGGCUGGGAAUGUGGCUUCUCCCUGUGAAGCCACAGGUUUGAAGGCUUGAAAACUUGAAGAGUUGGGCAGCCACAUGCAUGCAAGAUAUGGUGAGAUGGAUCCAAGGCAGUGUUUAUGGGAGGUGGGAGUGCUGUCUCCUGAGCCUCCAACUUCAACAUAAACUAGCAGGAACCAUCCUUGCCAGAGAAUCACGGAAUCCGCAAGGUGGAGGCAAAGCAGAGAAAUUCCUAGGACUGUGGCUGACAGAGCUGGAUGUCUUUUGUUCUUGAAGUGGAGUACUGAAAUCUAUUAUUUUAAAUCCCCAGAUGUGUAUGAACUACCGGGUUUGUGACCCAUCUCCUCUAAGGAUCAGUUGGGCAAUCUCUGGGUGGCAGUGCCAUCUCUGCUGAUCUCAAAAGGCAGGAUAUAAGCAGGUAUACAGGUCUGCAGCAUGCUGCCUUUUUCACCUGCAUUAAUUCACUCAUUAAUUCAUUCAAGAAAGAUUUAUUCGGCUUGAUUGGAGGCACACUAAUGCCUUUUGUCUCCUCAGAGGCCCACCCCUGGAGUGGGAAAAGGGACAGACAAACUCCUAAUCUGCAGGCCAGUCCCCUUCAGAAACUUUAUUUACUUGGCUGUCUCCCUAGGCUCUCUGUUCUUAUUCAGGGAACCCAUCCCAUGCUGUCUCUGAAAGGUUUGCCUGAACAGCAGGGGAUUCGUGCUCCCUAGAAGCCCCAACUCCUCUACUGCUGAGAUAAGAUGCCUGGAGCUCUGUGAAGGCUUAGGGGAGGUGGCAAUAUCUGUCUUCUUCCCCAAGACAAAGACAACCGCCAAAGUGGCAGGACACCCUCCUACCCCCUAAUUCAGAAGUGGCUGUUGGGAGGGUCAGGGAAGGGCUGGAGAAAUUGGAGGAUGGAGGUGGACAAGAUUGGGGGAGGAUGUGAUAUUAUUAACGCCAAUCACCUCCCUCCCUCAUCGUUCACUCCCUUCAGAAUGGAGCUUCUGAGAAUACUGAGAGGCUGGUAGUUUUGUGUGGGGAGAAAGCCCACUCCCGUCUUUCUUUUAUCUUCCUGCCCAAAUGCCCAAAUAUCAUUUCUAGUUCCCUGGAGAGAAAAGACCCCUUACACUGCCCUAGGCGCCAGCCUGCCAGCCCAUCUGCUAGGGAGAAAGGAGGGGCAGAGUUUUUCCCAGGAGAUCUUGGAGAAUCAACUGGAAGAUCCGUGCUCCCAGGGAAACUCAUCUACUAGACUUAGAAGGCAUUUCGGCUCACAAAGUGAACCAACCGGCAGCCUGGAGCAGAGCACAGGAGCGGGCUGCUGUGGAAGGGCCAGAGCUGCCACAGCGGGGCGGAGUCCCUUGGCCACCAAAUGUCGGAGUCAGGCCAAGCUGUUCAUGGUGCCCACCCUCGGAGCGGUGGUAAGAACAUCCCCCUCCAGGCGCCCAGUCUCACCGGCUCGGAGGCGCCAGGGCCCCCGCCCGGGGGCCGGGGUGGGCCAGGGAAGGUAAUGUAAUUCCGAUCCAGCUAACCCGAUUAUGGCGGCCUGCACCGGGCCGGGUGGCGGCGGGGGCGGGUCUAAAGCGUAGGGGCCCGGCCGGCCCGGGGUCCCAUCCCGGGGAAGGAUGCAGAGUUCACACACUCCCAGCUCCUGGGUCCGCGGCCAGAGGUCACAAGGCCACAAAGCGACUUCAGUCUUUCCCCACCUCCAUUCUCUGACACGCUCCAGGCGCGGUUUCCCGGGCUUGGGUGGGGUGAGGCGUCUAUGCCAAUGAGGCAGUUGGGGUCCUCAGAGACUUCAGUGAGGUCCCAAGCGUCGCCUGUGGCGAUUUCGACCUCCCGCCUUGGGCCGGAGUGGGGGGGGGGGAAGUGCGUGAGAAUAGACUCCUUAGACGCAGGGUGGAGGGGUAGAGUCCCGCGUUGGCCGUCCCCUGAUGCAGGCAGGACGCCAGUCCCAAGUCCCCAUCGACCUGAAUUGGCUCGGGUUGAGCCACGGAUCCGCUUUACACCUAUUUCAGAAAAUCGAAAUUCUAAGAAACACUGGACGCCCAUUACAGGCGCUCCCGAAGGGAGCUAGGGGCCCUACGGGAGAGGCCGGGAGGAGCAUGAGGGUCACUGGCCUAGAGUAGUUGUUCCCCGCCUUAGCUCACCGGAUGCCCUGCCACCGCCUUCCCACACCUGUCCUCUUCCCAGGCCUCCAACCCGCCGGUGCCGUUCCCCAUCCGCUUCCCAUCGCAGCCAGAAAGCCACAACGAGAUUUGGUCUUCGGGAGCACUUAGGCGGGGGCCACAACGAAUCCAGGAGUCGUCAGGCAAGACUCAUCGGGAGGCGAAGAGUGGGGGCUGUGGGAGGAGGCACCUGUAAGGAAGACGGUGAGGUCGAGGAAGCCCAAAGGUGAAGGCCGGCAAGGAUGGCGUUGCCCUGCGCAUCUCGGCUGACUCAGCGCGCCUCGGUCCAAGCUCUGGCCCCUCCCGCACAUAGCCUGGUUCCUAACACCCUCGCCACCUUCCCCGCCCCAACACCCCCACCAUUCCCGCGGGCCAGUCUUCCCCGAGCUUGGCGCAAACAGGCGUCUCUUCCCCUUUAACGGGCCCGGCCCCGCCCCUGCCCUACCCCCAGCCCCCACUGCCCACCCGAGGCUGAUCUGUCAGUCACUGCCCCAGCUCGAGCCGGCCAACCCUCUCCACCCUGGACUCGAGCAGAGGGCCUGGCGGUCCAGCGUCCCUCUGCGCUUCAGAGCCAGCGAGGGCGCUCCUGGGGCCCGGGUCGGUAGCGUUCCUCCGGGAUGCGAAUCCCUGCGCCGACGCCCGGCAAAGGCCGGCACGGGGGCGGUUACUCCCAGUGCGCCGGAGUGAAGAUGUCCUGGGGGUCCCGGCGCCUCUCAGCGGCCAGCUCGGCGGGCCCCUGAGGCCACCGCCCCAAACGCUCCGCUGUUGGGCUCCCAGAGCUGUUUGGGGCGCCCUCCCCAACCACCAAACCUCUUGCUGUCCUCCUUGACCCGGACCCAUGGAGCCGGCGGUCCUGGCCUCGCACAACCUCCCGCACCACGAGCCAAUCAGCUUCGGCAUCGAUCAGAUCCUGAGCUGCCCGGAACCCCCCGGGAGCAGCCUAGGCCCGGGUCGCGCGGGCCAGGGCCAUGGGGAGAGUGCGGCGUUCUCGGGUGGAUUUCACGGAGCCUCAAGCUACGGCCCAGCGGGCUCGCUGGCCCCAUUACCAGGCAGCUCUGGCGUGGGCCCGGGCGGUGUGAUCCGCGUCCCCGCGCACCGCCCGCUGCCAGUGCAGCCGCCCGCGGGGGGCGCGCCUGCAGUUCCAGGACCCUCGGGCUUGGGCGGCGCCGGGGGCCUAACAGGACUGACCUUCCCUUGGAUGGACAGCGGCCGCCGCUAUGCCAAGGACCGGCUCACGGCCGCGCUCUCGCCCUUCUCCGGGACGCGCCGUAUAGGUCACCCCUACCAAAACCACCCCCCGAAACGGAAGAAGCCGCGCACGUCCUUCUCCCGCUCGCAGGUGCUGGAGUUGGAGCGGCGCUUCCUGCGCCAGAAGUACCUGGCCUCGGCCGAGAGGGCGGCGCUGGCCAAGGCCCUGCGCAUGACCGACGCGCAGGUCAAGACGUGGUUCCAGAACCGGCGCACCAAGUGGCGGCGCCAGACCGCAGAGGAGCGCGAGGCGGAGCGGCACCGCGCGGGCAGGCUGCUUCUGCAUCUGCAGCAGGACGCGCUACCAAGGCCCCUGCGGCCGCCGCUGCCCCCGGACCCGCUUUGCCUGCACAACUCGUCACUCUUCGCGCUGCAGAACCUGCAGCCCUGGGCCGAGGACAACAAAGUGGCUUCCGUGUCCGGGCUGGCCUCGGUGGUGUGAGCGACGCCUGCACUCUUUUCCGAACCAAGGCGCCGCGUGGAGCGCACGGCCGCCCUCGCCGUGAUCGCGUGACAGUGGAGCAUGUGAGGAGAAGCUGGCCUUGAGGCUAUCGUCGAGGUCUCCUCGGCCACCACCGGCUCCCAGUCCAGCGUCGCGCUGUUGUCCUGCGCGCUAAGGCGCGGCCUUUCCCGCCGUUUUUCACUCGGAUAUUGCACCUGGGCCGUAACCAGAGGCGUUGAGGGGGCGGGACUUGAAGUACCGAAGCCAAUAAGGUGUGGGGAGGAGGGGCGGGCUGGCCAAUGGCUGCUCUCUUGAGGAACUCCGGAUUCUUCAUUGGGUGUGUCUGGAGCUGGGGUUCUAGGGUUUCCGCGCAGGUUACAGGCGGGGCUGGGAUCGGGUGGCAGCCUGCACUGGCUGGGUCUAUACCAAAGGUGUCGCCAGGGACAGGUGUAAAGGAGGAGGUGCUGGUGAGCGAGAGUCUGACAGGAGCCCGAGAGUUAUCCACGCUGGGCAUCUCAUCCUUCAACGGUAAAAUAAUCGCUAAGGAUUCCUUCCAGACUUUGAGCCUCAUGUUGUCCGUGUGUGUUUAACCUGCUGAUUACAUCCUCCCUCUUGAGACUUACAACGCGCUUGGGUGGCAGGCUGGAUGGAAGAGAAAAAUCUAGGAACACUAACCUGGCUCUGGUGUCCCUAGAGGACUGAGAGGGAAGAGGAGGGAAGCAACGGACAAAGUUAACGGGCCGGUGAAGUUACGAGUGAGAAGAAUUAGGAGUUCCCGUCAUGGCUCAGUGGUUAACGAAUCUGACUAGGAACCAUGAGGUUGUAGGUUCAAUCCCUGGCCUCGCUCAGAGG
Sus scrofa (pig) is the source of this 4745-nucleotide messenger RNA. NCBI's taxonomy places the organism in Eukaryota, Metazoa, Chordata, Mammalia, Artiodactyla, Suidae. The record is from RefSeq and is a predicted model, not a curated record.